Anneissia japonica is the source of this 1320-nucleotide messenger RNA. RefSeq names its product protein Skeletor, isoforms B/C-like. NCBI's taxonomy places the organism in Eukaryota, Metazoa, Echinodermata, Crinoidea, Comatulida, Comatulidae. Bases 264 to 962 code for a protein of 232 amino acids. The transcript has 5 exons. The record is from RefSeq and is a predicted model, not a curated record.
AAUGCAAACUUCAACACCGUAACGUCUUUCGGAUGAGACGUUUAAGCCGUUUAUCCCGUGCGCAAUAUGGCUCAUGUACACGUGAAAGAAUGCAGUCUCCCGGUGUACUAUCCAACUCACCACCUGAACAACUCCACUGGAUAUAAACCUUAAGGACUUUCGUGGGCUAACUUUAGUAUAUUUCACACCGAAGAAAUCGUAUCCCAAUCCAAUUCACGCAAAAUGGUUGCUUUAAUCAUGCUUUAAUAGGUGGUGGAACGGUAAUGUUCGGUCGUAACGCAUUGAGGAACUGUGAAUCGCUUGCCGAUGGAAUUGAAGAGGUAAACGGAUGGAAAGAAUUACAACUAAUUGGUAACAAGGAUACCACCGAAUUCACGGCCGUCAUUGGUCAGUCCGGAGGAGAGAGAGGAUAUACCAGUAUCACCGAUAAUGUCGGUUGGGGAAUAUCUUGGUACAUAAACGACAUGCUAAUCCCAAGACUCAUAUUAAAGCGGGGAACCAAGUACACGUUUAAGGUUUUUGGCGGCAAUGAUGCGACUCGAUCUGCCUCCUAUCAUCCCUUCUAUAUCACAAACGACAAAGGUGGAGGCUACGCAUCACUGACAGAAAUGGAGAAAUUGAACCACGUUAUAUACGCCGGACCAGUAAACGGAUCUCUCUGUGAAUUGAACGACAAGAAUGGAGACCAAAGCAUGACUUCAACAUCGGCCGAAGGAUACAGAAAGACGCUUGCAGAGCAAUGUCUUUCACCAAAGGAACCGGCAAUACUCACCUGGACACCUGACGACAACACACCGGGCACCGUAUACUAUCAGUGUUACACACACCGUUUUCUCGGUUGGAAGAUUGAUGUUGUUGACGUACUUCCGUCAUCUGCUGUUACAUUUAUGUCGUCGAACGGUCUCUUUAACGCGUUUUUGCUAAGCUCUUGCAUAAUAAUCAGCCAACUUUUCAACAUAUAAUUAAUUUUAAGAUUUAUAUUUAUUCAGAUAAUUUUUUUUAUAUCACAAAAGAAAAUGUUGAUGUUAUGAAAUAACAAAAAAAAAAUAUUCCACAAGACUAUUAACGAAUAAUUUAUGUGCUCUGGAAAUGAAAGCGUUUUACUUUGCUCAAAUAUGAACUUUUGUAUGUAUAUAGUUUAAGUGCACUUUUUGUAAAUAAAAGUUUGAGGAAAUCUGUUUAAUUUUUUCUCAAAAUGUUUUUGUGAUAAACCUAUCUUAUUAGGUGUAUAUUUUAUAUGGUGUAUAUUAACUCCGCUCAGGGCAAUUUUCAACAGUGGUGUUAAAGUGUCAAACUGCAGUUAUAAUAAAACAUAAAGAU